Messenger RNA from Pan troglodytes (chimpanzee), 5067 nucleotides. RefSeq names its product Scm like with four mbt domains 1 (gene SFMBT1). Gene Ontology annotation, biological process: negative regulation of DNA-templated transcription. The coding region runs from base 1941 to 4541 and encodes 866 amino acids. The record is from RefSeq and is a predicted model, not a curated record. NCBI's taxonomy places the organism in Eukaryota, Metazoa, Chordata, Mammalia, Primates, Hominidae. The transcript is spliced from 21 exons. Gene Ontology annotation, cellular component: nucleus. Gene Ontology annotation, molecular function: histone binding; chromatin binding; transcription corepressor activity.
AGAUGUCAGCUGUUCCCGUAGGGUCUAAAACUAAGCCGGCAGGCACAGGUCACCCCCAGAGCUUGUGCUCAAGGAGUGGUGGACGCUCAGGUCAGGUGGGGGUGUUCCCAGCGGGUCGCCCGAAGCAGCACUGGUUGAUGGUCCCAAGUGGUGAUUUUGAGUCCUGUUAGCAGUGAUCUGUGUUUGAGAACCAAGUAACCAUCAAAGAGAUUCGAAAGGAAGUAAGAUGGAUUUUGUCAAUCCCCGCGUAUGUCUUCUCUUGAACCACAUUUUCUAAGAUGUCAUUCUUAAUUUUAUUGCAUCUGGGUAAAGUGCCUGAACGUGUAAUCAUUAAUUUGUCAGCUGGCGAGAGGAUGAAGGAAGAUGUGUCUUCAUGUGUACACUUUGAGGCCUGUUGACUAGCGUUUUGAGGCAUUUGUUGAAUUAGGCCGUAGGUAGAUUCGGAGUUAAGAUUUGUUUGCGAUGUCAGAAAAGUAACGGCCUGGUAGAAACGGCCAGAGAUCAGGAAACAGUUCUGUUAUUACCGUUGUCAUUGACUAACUGCCUUAUCUUGGGCACAUUUCUUACCCAUUGUAGCUUUGAUUUUCCUUAUUUGCAACAUUAAGAUAAACAGAUGAUGUUUGGGGGUGCUUUCAGUUCGAAAAUUCGGUGGCUUUCUUAACUGAAAGAUUCUUAGAAAUCACAGUGUAUAUUUUGAGAGGUUCUACAUAAAAGUGCUCGCAAUGUGUGUCUUUAUUAAAAUUCAUUUGGAAAAAACAUCUUGGUAGCUAGAUCCAGAAUGGUUUUAUAUGAUUAUUUGAAGAGAUUUUUAACAAUGUAUUUCAAUGUGCUUAAAAAUUAUAUGUAUUUUUAUGGAGGUAUGUAUAACCUACCGAAAGAUCUUAAGGGUACAAUUCAAUGACUUUUUAUAUAUGUAUAUGCCCUGAUAACCACACUCAGAUCAAGAUAUGGAACAUUUUCAGGCCUUGUAUCCUUUCCAUUCAGUAAACACAUUCGCCCUCCCCAAGGCAACCACAAUUCUGACUUCUGUCACCACAGAUGAGUUUUGCCUCAAAACAGGACCCUUUUGAGGGUUAAAGGGGCAAUACUAACAAACUGAGGAUAGCUUGUAUGUAAACUUGGAGUUAUGGCCGUGUUGGCCAUGACCCUUUGCUUUUAUAAUGAUUCUUAGGGUUUUUGUAAUCCAGAAUAUCUUAAAAUUCUGUCCUGAGGAACUUCUUAGAAGGUCACUUUUCAGUGGGGGCAAUACUUUGCAGGUUACGAUUGGUAGUUCUUGGGAGUCCUUAUGUUCACAGACAAUGGUAUUAAUCUAUGACUUCCCAUUUUUAGAAUAUAGGUACUAUAUAUUUGUAGACAACAGAUUUGAAGAAUGAAUCAUGAAUUUUCCUAACAAGUUAGAGUUUAAGGUGUCAGUAGAUGAAUCAGUUUCUUAAUGCCUAGAAUUUGCUGAGAAAAUUGAAUGAAAAUUGGUUUCUUAAAGUUAAGUGAAUUAAGAAUGUGUGCGUGAAGCUUUAACAACCUUUUCAAUGACAGCAGUUGACUUAUAUAUACAGGAUAGUCAGCUGGUUUAUCAAAUCAUUUAAAGUCCAACAAUGAAAGCAAAAACAAAAGGUUAACAAAAAUUAUGUCAGGUGUGAUUAAAAAAAUCAGCAUGACUAAGAUACCUUUUUUUUUUUUUAUUAACCCUCUCUCUAGGAAGGUGGACUUUUAAAUAUUCUCCACUGAAGCAAAUGCUGCAACAAUUUGCAUUUCCUUCACCAAUGUCUUCUUGUGCCUUUUCUUGUUUCUACUGUAAAGGAGAUGGGUUAGAUGUUCACUUUCAUUUGGACCCGUGGAUACCCAUUGAACAGAUGCUUGAAACCUGCAAGUAAUCUGCAGAUCUUAGCAGAACUAUAGGCCUUUCCUUUGUGUUGGGAGGAUAUAGCCUAUAUGCUGUGGAAAUGAACGGGGAGCAGCAGCUUGAUGCAGAUGCCGGCUCUGGUAUGGAAGAGGUAGAAUUAAGCUGGGAAGAUUAUCUAGAAGAAACAGGGUCCACAGCAGUUCCCUAUGGGUCUUUUAAACAUGUGGACACACGUUUGCAAAAUGGAUUUGCUCCUGGGAUGAAGCUGGAGGUGGCUGUUAGAACAGAUCCUGAGACCUACUGGGUUGCCACCAUUAUCACCACCUGUGAGCAGUUGCUCCUUCUCCGCUAUGAUGGCUAUGGGGAGGAUCGGAGAGCAGAUUUCUGGUGUGACAUCAGGAAGGCUGAUCUCUACCCCAUUGGGUGGUGUGAGCAGAAUAAGAAGACCCUUGAAGCCCCAGAAGGCAUCAGAGAUAAAGUAUCUGACUGGGAUGAGUUUCUGCGGCAGACCCUGAUAGGAGCAUGUAGUCCUCCUGUUCCGCUGCUAGAGGGCCUCCGUAAUGGGAGGAAUCCUUUAGAUCUCAUUGCUCCAGGAUCCAGACUAGAAUGUCAAGCUUUCCAGGACUCUUUAAGCACUUGGAUUGUUACUGUAGUAGAAAACAUUGGAGGAAGGCUGAAGCUACGUUAUGAAGGACUUGAAAGUUCUGACAAUUAUGAACAUUGGUUGUAUUACUUGGAUCCAUUUCUUCAUCACGUUGGUUGGGCUGCUCAACAGGGAUAUGAGCUUCAGCCCCCUUCAGCCAUCAGACAUCUAAAAAAUGAAGCUGAGUGGCAAGAGAUUUUGGCCAAAGUGAAAGAGGAAGAGGAAGAGCCAUUACCAUCUUACUUAUUUAAGGACAAACAAGUUAUUGGCAUUCAUACAUUCUCUGUAAACAUGAAAUUGGAAGCUGUAGACCCCUGGUCUCCUUUUGGGAUCUCUCCUGCUACAGUUGUUAAGAUUUUUGAUGAGAAGUACUUUCUGGUGGAAAUGGAUGACUUGCGUCCUGAGAACCACGCACGGCGAUCCUUUGUGUGCCACGCCGACAGUCCUGGCAUCUUCCCUGUGCAGUGGAGUCUGAAGAAUGGCCUACACAUCAGCCCCCCUCCAGGCUACCCAAGCCAGGACUUUGACUGGGCUGACUACCUCAAACAGUGUGGUGCUGAAGCUGCUCCCCAGAGGUGCUUCCCUCCGUUAAUUUCUGAACAUGAAUUUAAGGAGAACAUGAAGCUCGAGGCGGUGAACCCCAUUCUCCCUGAAGAAGUGUGUGUUGCUACCAUCACUGCAGUGAGAGGCUCCUACCUGUGGCUCCAGCUGGAGGGUUCUAAGAAGCCUAUACCUGAAUGUAUUGUGAGCGUGGAAUCCAUGGAUAUAUUUCCUUUGGGCUGGUGUGAAACCAACGGCCACCCACUCAGCACUCCUCGCCGAGCACGAGUAUAUAAACAGAGGAAAAUUGCAGUGGUUCAGCCAGAAAAACAAGUACCAUCCUCGAGGACUGUCCACGAGGGCCUGAGGAAUCAGGAGCUGAACUCCACAGAGUCAGUUAUGAUUAAUGGAAAAUAUUGCUGUCCAAAGAUAUACUUCAACCACCGUUGCUUCUCAGGGCCAUAUCUUAACAAAGGAAGAAUUGCUGAGCUGCCUCAAUGUGUAGGACCUGGGAACUGUGUUCUGGUCCUUAGAGAGGUCCUCACUUUACUUAUCAAUGCAGCCUACAAACCCAGCCGUGUCCUUCGGGAGCUCCAGCUGGACAAAGACUCUGUGUGGCAUGGAUGUGGGGAAGUCCUAAAAGCCAAAUAUAAAGGAAAGAGUUAUCGGGCUACUGUUGAGAUAGUGAAAACAGCAGAUCGGGUGACUGAAUUCUGCCGGCAAACCUGUAUCAAACUGGAAUGCUGUCCUAACCUCUUCGGUCCACGGAUGGUUCUGGAUAAGUGUUCUGAGAACUGUUCUGUACUUACAAAGACCAAAUACACACACUAUUACGGAAAGAAGAAAAAUAAAAGAAUUGGGAGGCCACCUGGUGGGCAUAGUAACUUAGCUUGUGCCCUGAAAAAAGCCAGUAAGAGGAGAAAGAGGCGGAAAAAUGUUUUUGUUCAUAAGAAGAAACGCUCCUCUGCAUCUGUUGAUAAUACCCCAGCGGGCUCUCCCCAGGGAAGUGGGGGUGAAGAUGAGGAUGACCCAGAUGAAGGGGAUGAUGAUUCCCUAAGUGAAGGCAGUACAUCCGAGCAGCAGGAUGAGCUACAGGAAGAAUCAGAAAUGUCAGAAAAAAAGUCAUGCUCCUCUUCUCCCACCCAAAGUGAGAUAUCCACAUCGCUGCCUCCAGAUAGACAAAGGAGAAAAAGGGAGCUUCGCACCUUUUCAUUUUCUGACGAUGAAAAUAAACCUCCUUCACCAAAGGAAAUAAGGAUCGAAGUUGCUGAAAGGCUUCACCUGGACAGUAACCCCUUGAAGUGGAGUGUGGCAGACGUUGUGCGGUUCAUCAGAUCCACUGACUGUGCUCCAUUAGCAAGAAUAUUCCUAGACCAGGAAAUUGAUGGGCAGGCCCUGUUGCUCCUUACCCUUCCCACUGUUCAAGAAUGCAUGGACUUAAAAUUGGGCCCUGCCGUCAAACUUUGCCAUCACAUAGAGAGGAUCAAGUUUGCUUUUUAUGAGCAGUUUGCCAACUGAGAAGGACAACCAAAGUGAGCUGGAUCUUUGAAGCACAAAUGCAGCAAAUCCUUCACCCUGCUUUAUAAGUGGAGCUGGAAUAGUCCUGGGGCUCUGGGGCCUGCAGGUAUCAGCUUGCUCUCUUUGCACUUUCGGGGAAGGAGGACUCACAGUGAGGAAGCAAAAACUGUGCACAGAAGUGGAUCACCUGCUGGUGGAAAUGUGGACAUCUCUUGUUCAGCAGAUGGCAGUUUUUAAAAAAUAAAGAUUGUGAGGAAAAGACUUAUAUAAGAAGAAAAGCAUUUCCAGUGGUGUGGCCUGAAAACAAAGAAUAACCUAGGCUGCUGGAAAGCACCCUUUUGGUUGUUUUCAUUCUGUUUCCUCCCAUUGUAGAUUGAACUUUGUUCUCUGCUUUCUUUUUCUUGGAAAGAGAGGACUUAGCUUUAAGUCAGCACUGAUUUGGGACUGUUCCUAAGGCAUAUCAGUGCUUCAUUGUCAUUGUGUUUUUAAGCUUUUUAAAAUUAAAACAGUUCAUUUUGGGGAUGAU